Polistes dominula (European paper wasp) is the source of this 601-nucleotide messenger RNA. RefSeq lists its product as uncharacterized. Gene Ontology annotation, molecular function: DNA binding. Gene Ontology annotation, cellular component: nucleus. NCBI's taxonomy places the organism in Eukaryota, Metazoa, Arthropoda, Insecta, Hymenoptera, Vespidae. Gene Ontology annotation, biological process: regulation of transcription by RNA polymerase II; cell differentiation. The record is from RefSeq and is a predicted model, not a curated record.
AAAUCUCAAAUGUCAGUCGUGUGCGUGCUUCGAACGAGUGAGGAGGGUUGUUGUUAGUGUCGUGUCUACAAGGACUCCGAAAACAAAACUCUUUUUUCUAAAACGAAAGAACGAAGAUAAAAAAAACAAGAUAAUUUCUUGAAAAAAAAAAAAAAAAGAAAAAAAAUGUUACCAUCACCAAGUAACACGUGGCAAUCAUCGUAUUAUUACAAUGAUAAUAAUAAUUAUGCUUAUUAUCGUACCACUGCUAUCAAUUUGGAAGAUGCAAGUAAAUCGGUGAAACCAGCAAGAACAUUAAAGUUCGUACCACGAAGUACCAAUAAUAGUGCACGAAAUUUUUCACUCCAAAAAAAAACUACUUUACCACGAACGAUACGUUUAACGGAAUAUCAAGAAGCUGUACUUGAGGAUCAAUUUAAAAGAUGGCCAAGGGCACCUCACACAGGUGAUAUUGUUCUAUUGGCAGCUGAAACAGGUCUAUCCGAGGAUGAUGUUCAGGAUUGGUACGCCAUAAGAUUGGCUCAAUGGAGAAAGGAACAAGGUCUUGGUGGAAAUUUAGGAUUACACUGAUUUCGAAUAAUUUCAAAAACAAAAACAAAAA